AUGAAGGAGCUCAUCUACUGUGCUAGUAAUGCAACAGACAUUCAUGAAAUACAAUGGAAAGAUAUUGUUAAAUUCUACACAGGUUGUGGACUAUUUGGAGGUGCCAUUACAGGUGGAGUGAAGGAUUUAAUCGAAGUACUUAGAGACAUUGAAGAUGGUGAUACCCUUAAACUUAGGGCUAAUAGGGUUUUGAAUACAUCACAUCUCACAAGAGAGAUGUAUGCGUGCAAGUUUAUUGCUAAAGGGAUGAUUUGUACUAGCUUAAAAAUUGACAUCACAGAAUUUAAGCACACAGAUCAUAUUUCCAAUGGUAGUUUUGCUGGUUUUUGGACGAGGAUUCUUUAUAAUGUCAAAUCCAGGCCUGAGGCAACAGCAUCCGCUAGGGUAAUUGGGGGGCUGGCGGGUGGUUUGGGGAAGAAAUAUAUUGCCAGUUGA
Messenger RNA from Amborella trichopoda, 435 nucleotides. Its product is annotated as mitochondrial import inner membrane translocase subunit TIM23-2. NCBI's taxonomy places the organism in Eukaryota, Viridiplantae, Streptophyta, Magnoliopsida, Amborellales, Amborellaceae. The record is from RefSeq and is a predicted model, not a curated record.